Messenger RNA from Bipolaris maydis ATCC 48331, 228 nucleotides. NCBI's taxonomy places the organism in Eukaryota, Fungi, Ascomycota, Dothideomycetes, Pleosporales, Pleosporaceae. The record is from RefSeq and is a predicted model, not a curated record.
CGCCGUGCUGCUGCAGUCUAUAAUAUAGCUGAAACGACGCUCCGCCGCCGACGCGCUAGUAAGCUUGCCCGACGCGAUUACCAGCCCAACUUAAAGAAGCUUACUAAGCUAGAAGAGGAGGUAAUAGUUAAUUAUAUACUUAAUCUUAACUUACAUAGAUUUGCGCCUACGUACGAUGCUAUACGCGAUAUAGCUAAUAAGCUACUAGCUGCGCGCGGCGCUAGAUAG